Magnolia sinica is the source of this 1236-nucleotide messenger RNA. RefSeq lists its product as uncharacterized. The record is from RefSeq and is a predicted model, not a curated record. Lineage: Eukaryota; Viridiplantae; Streptophyta; Magnoliopsida; Magnoliales; Magnoliaceae. The transcript has a single exon. Bases 47 to 1126 code for a protein of 359 amino acids.
UCUCUCUCUCUCUUUCUCUCUCUCUCUCUCUCCAUCAAGAAUCAAGAUGGAGAAACUUCUCCGUCUCCUCUCUGUCUCCCUCCUCCUCUUCCUAACCCUCCCUAACGCCACCGUUAAUGGAAUCCGCAACGAAGAGCUCGAGGACAUGAUCUCCGCCCUCCAAUCCAAAGCCUACAAUCUCUUCGGAAACGCCGUCAUGACUUCCGAACUCCAGUACGACAUCCUCUCAGGCCACUCCUUCACCUUCUUCGUACCCACAGACUCCGCCCUCUUCGCCCUCGACAUGAGGUCCUCCGCCUCCCACUACAUCCAGACCCUCCGCUGCCACGUCACACUCCGCCGCUUACCCACGUCAUCCCUCGCCUCCCUCUCCCCCUGCCUCUCCUUCCUUCCCACACUCCAUCCCCGUCGCACUGUCUUCAUCUCCCGUCGUCCCAGCCUCUCCCCGGGAUCUGACAUCCUCACCGUCAACGGCGUCGACAUCAUUUUCCCAGGCCUCUUCUACGGCCGCAACAUUGCUGUCCACGGGUUGGACGGGAUACUCACCACCCGUCUGCCGGUCGGGAUUCGCCACUCGCCGGUGCCGGCCAAUCAAAGAUCCCGGCCAAGAAUGCAAGAUCAGUUCCGUAAACACGUCGGGAUCGCGGCAUCGCCUGAGAUUCAGUAUCCUUCGGUCGGGAUCACGCCAGAAUCUCAUGAUCCGUUGUCAUCGCGUGGAUCUGGAUUACAAGAGAGCGUUUCCUCUGCGGCCAUGCCGCCGGAACUUCAGAGUCUCAGUCAGACCGGCCAUCCGUCGGAGAUUCCUUCACCAACCUCUCUGAUGUGGCCGGAAUUAGGGGUGAAGGAUUCCGGCAACGGGUAUAAUGACGACGUUCUGGAGCCGGCUGGAUUCGACGGCUGGGAUAUGACGAACUGGACCCUGCAAAGAGAGGGAUGUCCGGCGUACGGAGCUGAGAUUCCGACGCGGGCGACGGUGAUGCCUCUACAAGGGGACAAUGAGGUAAGGUUGGAUGCUGAGACGGAGUGUGGCGAGAGGCGUGAAGGUGGCCAGGGUCUGAGACACGUGGGCAUCCAACGUGGCAGGCCACGUCAGCGCCAGGAUGGCUCUAUCGAUGAUCAUUUCUGAUGAAGUAAAAUGUACGGCCUUGUUUGUUUUCAAUUUUUCAUAUGUGGAAGCUUUUGAUUCGUUUCUUGUAUCGUUGUAUUGUAUCGUAUCGUUUUAGGAGGGUUUUGCUU